AUGCCGGAGGCUGCCAUCUUCUCUUACUAUUACGUUUUGGAAAGCAUGCAUAACAGUGUCCUCCUACAGAGAACGACCACCGCCGUUGCGACCUCGUCGCGCGCCCCCGACGGGCCUCCCCCUCCCGGUGAGGGCUGGGGUGGUCGGCAGCCAGCCGAUCGUCCUGUCUUCCCGGAGGAUGAUGAUGAGGGGGGGACCCCGAGCAGGGUGAAGAAGACCCUCGCCAAGAUCACAACAGACGUUCCCGGCGCCGCGUUUCAGAGCAGCUCCAGUCGGCAUGAGAAGUAUUUGGAAAUGAGGGAACUAGGCGAACAAAUUAUUACAGAAUGGAGAAGGAGGCACGCGGAGCAGGCCCGCGCAAGGCGAGAGCAGCGGGAAGAACAACGUUUGGUCCGGUUCAACUCUCGUGGCCGCGGCCGUGGUGGCCCCUAUCGCACCGAGAGGCCCGGUCGCUCGGCUCAGCGACAGGCCACAGCGGCAGAUAACCAGCCCACUGCCAGUGGAGAAGGUCGCCAGGACCAAGGCACUCGGCGGGAUGAUAUGCGCCGGGGUGCAAAGAAGGACGAGAAGGGCAAGGAGAAGAAGUAG
This is a messenger RNA of Penicillium subrubescens, 588 nucleotides long. RefSeq lists its product as uncharacterized. The coding region runs from base 1 to 588 and encodes 195 amino acids. The record is from RefSeq and is a predicted model, not a curated record. NCBI's taxonomy places the organism in Eukaryota, Fungi, Ascomycota, Eurotiomycetes, Eurotiales, Aspergillaceae. The transcript has 6 exons.